Molecule: messenger RNA, 642 nt
Organism: Dacryopinax primogenitus
Lineage: Eukaryota; Fungi; Basidiomycota; Dacrymycetes; Dacrymycetales; Dacrymycetaceae
Exons: 1
Coding region: 72-563 (163 amino acids)
Source: RefSeq, a predicted model, not a curated record
GUUCUCUCGGCUUUCUCCCGCUUCAGGGCCAAGGCUUCGUGGACCUUGCGCUAGGAUGGAACAAAGCUCGUAUGCGCGAUCCACAGCUCUGGGAGCGCGCUCUCACCCCAGAUGGUCGAGAAAACCCUCCAAACCCAUGGGCAGUUGGCUUUGACCCCGACGAGCCCCGGUACCCUCCUAUGUCCAAUUCUCCCUUCUUGGCGCCCACGCACACCGCCCCAGCUGCAGGAGCAGCGAGGCGCGAGCUCACUCAGCAGCAGAGCCAUAGACUCGAUGUUGGUGGAGCGAAAGGCAAGGAAGUCGAGGGUUUCCUGCAGCGUCAGCCGAGGGUGCUAGACACAGAUCUGGCUGCUGGUUGGCAAGCUCGCACCCGACAGUCCGAGGGCUCAGGAGCGGAAGGGGUACUGCUUCCUGAUAUGUCCGAGGAAGACGACAGGACGUACGAUGAUGGCAAGCGGCGGUUCACAUUUCCUGUUCAUCAGUUCGUCUUCUAUGAUCCAAAGAUGAAAGCGAAGAUGUUUCCUGAUAGGAGACCGCAUCCGAAGGGGUUCAAGAAGCGAUGAUCGGUCAGAGAGUACGGAGAACUGCGGGACCAAGUGCCGGUGAUACACAUGCUGUUGCAUAUAGUAUGACGACCAUGUG